Molecule: messenger RNA, 5475 nt
Organism: Cylas formicarius (sweet potato weevil)
Lineage: Eukaryota; Metazoa; Arthropoda; Insecta; Coleoptera; Brentidae
Gene: PDZ-GEF
Product: rap guanine nucleotide exchange factor 2
Exons: 16
Coding region: 326-4501 (1391 amino acids)
Biological process (GO): positive regulation of GTPase activity; Ras protein signal transduction
Cellular component (GO): apical plasma membrane; plasma membrane
Molecular function (GO): protein binding; guanyl-nucleotide exchange factor activity
Source: RefSeq, a predicted model, not a curated record
CAGUUUACCUUGAGCGGCGCGACUGCCCGACACGAACCCACGUGACUUAACGAAUCGCGACGCGGCGGCAGCCGUUUGUUCUUUUACCCGCGUUCUGCCGCUUCGGUUUUGUUUAUAUAUCGCGUCGCUUCUUUUUUUCUCGGUUAAUGGUGGUGUUGGUGUCGCGUUUACCGCGAGCUUUAUUUCGGAUUAAUCCUACGAUGUAAAAGAACCCCGGAGGUCUAGUCGGCCAUGGACACGCGGCAAGCGACGACCCCGUCAGCGGAACCGCAAGGAACGACAAAAUGACGACGAUGCGUCGUCGCCUCCUCGAUUACCGAAUGCAAUGCGCGAACACGAACCACCUACUUGUCGGUCGCGUGCGGCGAUCGCGAAUGACGCGCCAUCUAGAGCUACGAUGACCGAUUGGGAAGGCAUGUGGCUGAGGGCGCUGGCCCGCCCGCCGCACUGCAGGUCGUUGCAGGACCUCCAGGUGAUUUAUUACGGCCUGAGCGGGCUGGAGGCGCUCCAAACGCUGCGAGACUCGAGCCUGCGCGCCCUAUGCAAAGUAGUGCGGUACGAGCGGCGCAUGGCCAACGACGUACUGUACCACACUGGAGAGCUGUCGACGUGCUGGUACAUCUUACUUUCUGGAUCAGUUUUCAUUGAUGGGUCCAUGUUCCUUCCUCGCUCCAGCUUUGGGAAACGGACGGGAGGCAGCGCGCGCAGACAGAACGAAUGUUUCGUGCUCGAGACAUCCGAGAUGAUCGUGAUAGACUAUCCAGACCUAGAGCAAACUAGAAGGCUCCCUAACGCGAUGGACCAUCCCCAGCACAGACCGAUCAGCAUCAUGUUCGACGACGCCUACGGCGGACAUCCGCCCAACAAUAUCCCGCGGCCGAGCCUCUACCACAAGUGCUCGCGGGGUUCCCACUCGUCGGACACGUCGUCCGCGUACAGCGGCUCCGACACGAUGGCCUCCACGCAUUCGGAACUGGACGGGGACGAGCCCGACCUCUCGGGACUGGUCGAGAGUAUAGUGGACAGCGAUGAGGAAGACGACCUGGCUGAAAGUAUGGACAGCUUGACCGUGAGAGAUAGAGUAAGAGACUGUUUGGAAAAAGACCCGUCGGAACGAACCGAAGACGAUAUCGAGACUCUGCUGGAGUUCACGCAGCACCUAAAAGCGUUCACCAAUAUGACGUUAGCGGUACGGAGAGCCUUGUGCGCCGUGAUGGUCUUCGCCGUGGUAGAGAAAGCUGGCACGGUGGUGAUGAACGACGGCGAAGAGCUCGACUCGUGGUCAGUGCUGGUCAACGGUUGCGUCGAGGUAGUCAUCUCCGGCGAAGAGAACCAAAUACUAACCAUGGGCGACGCGUUCGGCAUACUGCCCACCAUGGACAAACUCUACCACAAGGGCAUCAUGAUCACCAAGUGCGACGAUUGCCAGUUCGUUUGCAUCACCCAGUCGGAUUAUUACAGGAUACUCCACCAGGGCGAGGAAAACACGCGUCGUCACGAAGAAGACGGCAAACUGGUGAUGGUGACUGAACUACGCGGCUCCGUCGAGUCGGGUUGCAAUAGGCGUGGCCACGUGGUGAUCCGAGGCAGUCCCGAGCGCCUUAUGCAUCAAUUGAUCGAAGAAAACUCGCUCACCGACCCGACGUAUGUCGAAGAUUUUCUUCUCACCCAUCGGGUGUUUACACCCAGCCCGUUGCACAUCGCCGGCCAGCUUCUCGAGUGGUUCAAGGAGCCGGAGGUGCGGGACAGGGUCACCCGCGUCGUCCUGUUGUGGGUGAACAACCACUUUACCGAUUUCGAAACCGACCCGGACAUGAUCGAGUUUCUCGAAACGUUCGAGCAGUGCUUGGAGAACGAAAACAUGGUCGGUCAGUUGCGGCUAUUGAACAUCGCGUGCGCGGCCAAGGCCAGGAUCAGGAACGUAGUGCUCGCGAGACCGAAUCGCGACGAGCCGCUCAGCUUCCAGAUAUUGGGCGGGUUCGAACGAAAUUUCGGCAUUUUCAUAUCGAAGGUGGAUAAGAGGAGCAAGGCGGAGGACGUUGGAUUGAAACGCGGCGAUCAAAUACUCGAAGUUAACGGGCAGAGCUUCGAGCACGUGUCGCACGCCCGCGCCUUGGAGAUACUCCGCGGCACCACGCACCUCAGCAUCACGAUCAAGUCGAACCUGUUGAAUUUCAAAGAGAUGCUCAACACGCCGGACAAUUCGCCGCGACCGAGGAGCCGCAAGGUGUCGGAAAUCUCGAAAAUCCAACACGAUCCGCGCGCCAGGUUGUCCAGCGUCGACGGCAACCUAAUACUGAGCGCGGACACGCCCUGCUCGCAGCCGGUCACCAUCAACAGUCCCCAGCGCGAGGGCAAGAAACCCAUGUUCUCCACGAUGGGACCGAAGAAGCGGCUGCAGAAGGCGCUGAUGAAGAUGAACAUCCUGCCCAAGAAUAUUAUCAACAUGGGCACCGAUCAGGUCGACAGUUUCACGCCGCAGUCGAACCUGUCGACCAAUUUGUACCAGUCCCAGAGCAAUCCCGACCUGAUGUCGAUCUGUUACGACGACCUGAGGUGUACCGAUUACCCGGAACACGUUUUGAAGGUAUUCAAGCCGGACCAAAGUUAUAAAUACCUCCUGAUCCACAAAGAGACGACCGCGCACGAGGUGGUGAUGCUCGCGCUCCAGGAGUUCGGCAUGACCGACCCGAGUUCAAACUUCAGUUUGUGCGAGGUGUCGGUGACGGAUACGCAGACCAUAAAGCAGCGCCGCUUGCCCGAUCAGCUGCAGAACUUGGCGGAGAGGAUCGGUCUCAGUAGCCGGUACUACCUGAAGACGAACGGCGUGACCGAAACGCUGGUGCCGGACGAGCUCGCGCCCGAAUUAGUGCGCGAGAGCGCGGUUCAUUUCCUUCAAUUGAACGCGGUCGAGGUCGCCAUACAGCUGACGUUGCAGGACUUCAGUAUAUUUAGGCAAAUCGAGCCGACCGAAUACAUCGACGAUUUGUUCGAUUUGAAAUCAAAGUACGGUACCCCGAUGCUGCAACAGUUCGCUGCCCUCGUUAACAAGGAGAUGUUCUGGGUCGUCAGCGAGGUCUGCUCGGAGCAGAACCCCGUUAGGAGGAUGAAAAUCGUCAAGCAGUUCAUCAAAGUCGCAAGGCAGUGCAAAGAGUGCAAAAAUUUCAACUCAAUGUUCGCGAUCGUGAGCGGCCUGGGACAUGGGGCGGUAUCCCGAUUACGCCAGACGUGGGACAAGUUGCCGGGCAAGUACCAGAGGAUCUUCAACGAUCUGCAGCAGCUGAUGGACCCGUCGCGCAACAUGAGCAAGUACCGUCAACUGAUCAGCGCGGAGCAGACGCAGCCUCCGAUCAUCCCCUUCUAUCCGGUGGUGAAAAAAGACCUGACCUUUAUCCACCUGGGCAAUGAUUCCCACGUGGAGAACCUGGUCAAUUUCGAAAAACUGCGGAUGAUCGCCAAAGAGGUGAGGUCGUUGAGCAACAUGUGCAGCAGCCCCUACGACCUCCUGACUAUGCUCGAGCUGGGCGGGCAGCCGGCGAGCAACGCGAUGGUCGCGCUGAAUCAAAUGACGACCGCCGCGUCCCAGUACCACGCCCAAGGUCAGGCGACGGUCAAAAGGCGCAAAAAGUCGACCGCGGCGCCCAACCCCAAGAAAAUGUUCGAGGAGUCGCAGAUGGUCAGGCGGGUGAAAGCCUACCUGAACAAUCUCCAAGUGGUGACGGACGAGCAGAAGCUGCACGAGAUGUCGGUCGAAUGCGAGGGCAACUCUGCGGGCGGCGGCGGAUUCUCCGGACCGGGAAGCCAAAGGUCCAAGCGUCACGCAUCCCCCGCCCCUUCGACCACCAGUAGCACGAGUAGCGCCAGUGACGAACGAAAACCAACUGCCGCCAAAUUCGGGUCGGCGUCUCCGCAGGCGGUAAGAAAACUGCUGGCCCUGUCGGAGCCGAAUAAGACGCGGCCCCACCAACCCAGGCAACCGCCGACGCAGCAGGGACUGCCCGUCACGCAGCCUAGUCCGGCCGUGCGCAGGGCGCCCAGCGCGACCGGCAGUUACUCGAGUUACGGGUCGCACAGCUCGACGAGUUCGGGGGCGGGCGGUCGCGCUAUGCACGAACGUUCGCACUCGGACACGCCGUCGCCGCUACCGUCGGUCGCGCUAUCCGCCGAAAGUAGCAGCGUGACGUCGCUGAGCAAUCUGCCCCUGCGCAAAACCCUCACGUCCGGUUCUGUCACUUCUUCCGAUUCGGGUCACAGCACCAUCAGUCAAAUGACGGCCGAUCUGCAGUACCAGCCAAGGUGUCCGAGCCCGUCGAGGCCCGCACCGGUCCCGUCCGGCGGUGGUAGGAGGCAGCCUCCUUCGUAUAGUGUGGCCGCCCAUAUGGCCCGGUUGCACAGGUUAGGGAGGGCCCACUCUCACGAAGGGGUAACACAGGGCUAUCACUAUCACACUGACCCCGAUACCGAUCAAGACGAUGAAGAAACGCAAGUGUCGGCAGUGUAGACGACUCGCCACCCGAUAAUUGAGGUUGUACUCUAUGUGUUGCUUAACCCGACCCGUAGAUUAAAUGGAACCCGUGGGUACCGGGGUAAAUUUUGUGCUACCGAUUCGGGCGCCGAGACGCCUUGGUGCGCGAGUACGCAUCCUAUUUGAAAUUUACCCCUGGGAAGAGUACCUGAUUAAGUUUUAAAAAAAAACUCGUUUAGACCCAUAUUAGUUACUAUAUUUUUUUAUUUAUGAGAAAAAUGUGUAUUUUUUAUUAUCUAAAAAUGUAUAUAAAUAAUCAUUUAAGGUUUAGACCGAUUUAUAUUUUUCCGUGUAUGUACUUUUUUUUAAGCAAAAAUUGUCAGUAUUGAAAAUGCUAAUUGAAUUAAGUCGGAACGAUUGGAUUCGGCUUCUUCAAUAAGCUGCAGAUCGGACGAUUUAACCAAUUUUCGAGUUAGUUUUUUUUUAUAUUUCGAAACGGUUUCCAUAGUUUUACUGUAAAUAAUUUUCGAGUGAUGUAUUCUCAAAUAUUUGUGGCUGUUUAGAGCGGCUUUUCCGCGUAUUCCGAUCAAAAAUUCGACUGACGCAUGCUCGCUACCUUUUUAAAGUUUUAAUUGAACCCAGGAAAGACUGAACAAAAAAUAUUGACCCUCUCCACUUACUUUUGCGUCUUAAGAUGUAUUAAUUGAGUUUGACCGACAAAAAAAUCUCACCUUCCCGUGUUUUUAGUGACAAAUUCCAUAUCCAAAAAAAUGUUAAAGGAGUUGCAAUUCACUUUUAGUUUAUGUGAUCGAACUAGUCUUGCUCAUGUUUGCAAUUUGAAUUGCGGUUUUCCAAAGGGACUACUUUGAAAAGGCCGCAAUUCACUUUGGAAACGGUCUACAUGAGAUAUUAUUUUCCGUUCUGUAUAUUACUGUACAAAAAUAGGUUCACUGCAAAUGAAUAUUAUGUAUGUCAUUUUAUGAUUAUAAUUGCAAAAUAUACUUACCUAA